CCUCGCAGAUCCAGCGCCAGCAUGGCUGCCACUGCUGCCGUCAGCCCCAGUGAAUACCUGCAGCCGGCCGCCUCCGCUGCCCAGGACUCCCAGCCGUCUCCUCUUGCCCUCCUCGCAGCGACAUGUAGCAAAAUUGGUCCCCCUGCAGUGGAAGCCGCCGUGACUCCUCCUGCCCCUCCUCAGCCAACGCCUCGCAAACUUGUCCCCAUCAAACCUGCUCCACUCCCUCUGGGCUCCGGGAAGAACAGCUUUGGGAUCCUGUCCUCGAAAGGGAACCUCUUCCAGAUCCAGGGCUCUCAGGUCGGCACCUCCUACCCGGGGGGGCAGCUGGUUUUUGCCAUUCAGAACCCAACUGUCAUCAACAAGGGCACCCGCUCCUCCACCAACAUCCAGUAUCAGGCGGUGCCGCAGCUCCAGGCCGCGGCGGGACAGACCAUCCAGGUCCAACCCAACCUCACCAACCAGAUCCAGAUUAUUCCAGGCACGAAUCAAGCGAUCCUCACUCCAUCCUCUUCCUCUCACAAGCCAGUGCCCAUCAAACCGGCUCCGGCGCAGAAAAGUGGAGCUUCUCCUGCUCAGGGCACAAGCAACGUGGUCAAAUUAGCCGGCGGCAGCAACGUGACUCUUACCCUGCCCGUGAACAACCUGGUGAACGCCGCCGAGCCAGGCACACAGGCUCAGAUCCUGGCAGAGAGUCCCUCAAAACCCGGCAAAAAGACUCGAAAGAAAGCCGUGUCGCCCGCUGCCGUGGCCGUGGCCGAGCAGGUGGAGACGGUGUUAAUAGAGACCACGGCAGAGAACAUCAUCCAGGCGGGCAACAACCUGCUCAUCGUGCAGAGCCCGGGCUCGGGCCAGCCGGCCGUGGUGCAGCAGGUCCAGGUGGUGCAGCCCAAGCAGGAGCAGCAAGUGGUGCAGAUCCCGCAGCAGGCCCUGCGCGUGGUCCAGGCUGCCUCUGCCACCCUUCCCACUGUCCCCCAAAAAUCCUCCCAGAACUUCCAGAUCCAGACGACGGACCCCGCUCCUGCCCAGGUCUAUUUCAAAACGUCGUCGGGCGAGCUACAGACAGUGCUGCUCCAGGAAUCCCCAGCCGUGACGGUGGCUCCGUCUGGGACCUCUUGCAGCAGCCCCGUAUCCCGCAGCUCCGGCGCGGGGAGCGGCAGCAAGAAACCGGCCACGCGCAAGGAACGUACCGCUCCCGCCGGAGGCAUCAUCAGCUUGAACGCGGCUCAGCUGGCGGCGGCGGCGCAGGCCAUGCAGACCAUCAACAUCAACGGCGUGCAGGUCCAGGGCGUCCCCGUCACCAUCACCAACACCGGAG
Messenger RNA from Eurypyga helias (sunbittern), 1318 nucleotides. RefSeq names its product Sp2 transcription factor (gene SP2). The record is from RefSeq and is a predicted model, not a curated record. The transcript is spliced from 3 exons. The annotation marks the transcript as partial. NCBI's taxonomy places the organism in Eukaryota, Metazoa, Chordata, Aves, Eurypygiformes, Eurypygidae.